CGGGACUUGGAUUGUUGCCGGAUCGUUUUUACAUACACGCAGCAACGGUCGUCCGGUCGGUCGGUCUUUUUCUGUCGUCUGCGUUUCACGGCAAAGCGAAAAGCGGCGGCGGUGUUGGUGGAUCCUGUGUGUGUCCGUGCUCCGAAGGGAUUACUAUGGUUCGAUGACGAACGGGGACGCCUGGAUGACGUCGCGGGUGACUACCGACAUCGCUGGGAGGAGCGAGCGAGCGAAGGAGACGACCCUUGACCGGAGAUGGGAGUCCGUCGUCUGCGUCGUGAGCCACAACAUGUCGCUGAGCGAGCGGCUCAGAUCUCGGCAGUCGCCAGAUCCCCCUCCCGGUGGGGUCCUGUCCCGGAGCCGAUCGUUUGCCGGGAUGCUCGGUCACCGGCGAACCGCCUCGGCCGUGGGAGCGGCCCCCACGCCUGCCUUCGGCACGGACGGGGGCAGCAGCCUCAGCAGCGGCGGCAGCUCAAGUUCGAGCUCAAGCACCCUGUCCAAAGGGUCUGUGCUGGGCCAGCACCAUAGUCCGCAUGCGCCUCGGCGCAUCCUCCAAGGCAUUUCCUCGACGUGGUCCGGGAAGCCGCCCAGGUCCCCCCGACCUGCCAGGACGCUCCUCAUCUUCAACGCCGUGGAGAGGGGACUCAGGGAAUGUGUAGGUUUAGCACAAGAGGACAUCCUUAGUCUCAGGUCCUCUGUGGAUAACCUGUCACUGUCUUCCUCGCAGGUGAGACCCUUUUGCUUUUCACUCUCUUUUUGCUUUGGGUGUCGUUCAGGCGAGGGUGAGGUGACAUUCGAGGCUUCGCUCUUUUUCUCUUCUACACCUCAGUCUCAGGGAAAGCUGUAUGAUUGCGAGAAGCAACUGAAGACAGCUGAGCGAUACCUCAAGCGACUUGAGUUCCAGCUCUCCAAGGUGGAGGAGUUGCGCGAGCAGUACGAGGUGCAGCAGAGGAUGCGGGACGGAGUGCGGAGCAUGGCGUACGCCUACGUGCUCUCUCCGGGCUGCGAGAAGGACAACGCCCUGCACGGGGUGCGCUCGGGUUACCGGGAGUGCGUGGACACCCUGUGCGUUCUGGAGGCACACCUGGAGCAGCUUAUGGGCACCCUCCAGUUCCAGAUGAAAGGGAUCCAGGGCUUUGCUCGUCUCUGCGCUGGGGACAACUUUGAGAUCAGCGUGAAGCACGGGGAGCAGAAGUGGAAGUCCCGUGGUAGAGUCCAGAAGAACGGGCAGCAGGUCUGGGACAACCAGCAGAUUAUCGUCAAAGCCCUUCUUGGGGAGUUCCUCUUCAUCAAGGCCGUGGAGGUGCGGGGCCUGGGCAAGAACGUGCUCCUGGGGAACAAGUCGUGCGAGAUCAAGGAGCUCUUCAGCUCCCACUCGCAGCUGAUGACCGUCAACCUCAACUCCAGCGGGUCGCUCAAACUCAACCUCAUCAUCACCUGGAAUCCUCUGCACGGCUGCCUCGAAGACUCUGUGGCAGCGAGCAAGCAGUCGCCUCCUGUCCUCGGAGUGAUGAGCUCACCCUUCACCAGGCGGCGAGGAACUUCGCCCUUCCGGGGUGAUACUAUUCUCGAAAGAACCGGGAGCCUCGCGCACGAGUUGGAGCAGAGCCGAGACUGGCGGCAGCACUCCAAGGACUGGGACGGGCGCUGGCGGCUGCCCCCAGCCCAGGGCAGCGUGUCCGCCCCCGGCUCGGCCCUCACGAGCCCCAGCGAGGAGUUUCCCCGCGCGGCAGUGGGGCAGACGCUCCUGGUCAACCCCUACCUGGCGGGAAGGGCGCAGAGCCCCACCCUCAGGGCCCUGGAGAGCACCACCUCCCAGAGGUGGUCCAACACCGCCUGCGAUAGCAGCUCGUACAGCUGCGGCAGCAGCUUGGACCUGGCAGAGUCCGGCAACAAUGGGACGGGUCCUCCGGCCGCGCCGGCCUCUUCCCCCCUGCGCGAGUCCGUGCAGGGCCUGAGUGCGUGCCUGGAAGACAUCCAGGGACACUACCCGGAGCUCCACUCCUUGGAGCAGAGCAUCGCAGAGCUGGACCGUAUGCUCAGGAAGCGGAGUCGGCAGCGCCGUGCUUCAACGGGCUCCAACGCCAGCAUCUCCAUCGAAAGCGCCCUGGGCUGCUUCGACUUUCUCGACAGCGAGGAGACCGAAUCGUCCGAAAGCAGCCCGGUUCGUCAGACGACUCCGUACCGGAACCGAGAGGCCAAGAAGAACGGCGGUACGGCGGACUCGGGCGUGGCGUCGCUCCGAGACCGCAGAAGCCCCGACGCCGGAAGUUCCACGCCGAGCCCCGUGAUGGCCUCCACCGGGUCGGAUCAGCUGGACUGCGCCAUUGCUGUGCACUGCUGCUACUGCAUCCGGCUCGUUGAGGGUCUGGGAACCUUCGGCCCCCUGCGGUCUCGGGAGAGAACGUCUCUCGAGAAACUGCAACUCCAGGCCCGCGUCCUCCGCAGGCUGCUCUCCGUGGCGCGUCGUUUCUCAGAGGACAGGAGGCCCAUAUACGGGUCCCAGCUGAUCGACGAGGACGAGGUCGGCCAUCUUUGGGCCCAAAUGGGCUCUGGGGAUGGGCUGGUGACCACGGUGGGGAGGCUGAGGGAGCCCCUGGCACACCUCGUCCACUCCUGCGUCAGCCAGGCCGCCUUCUGCGACAGGGUUACCUCAUUGAUCCUGUACAAGAUGCUGGACGUCACGAAACUUGAAGCGGACAUGCUGGUCACGGCGCUGCAGUUCCAGUCUUACUUUGCAGACGUCGGUGCUGUGCUCAUCGUCGAUCACAUUGAGCGGCUCGAAGCCGAACUGAAGGUCCUGGAUUCCUUGUCCUCCCGAGAGCUGCCCAUCGUGAAGCGGACACUGUCGGCUCUGAAGAACGUAAAGGUCUCCAGGGAGGUUCUCUUCUCGGUCUCUCAGAUGCUGGUCUCCGGGGACAAACACCUGGAGCAUCUUGCCGAACAAUACCUCAAGUCGGCUGCAAGGCUGCUGUCAAAGGCAGAGGUUUGCGGGGCCCUGGUCGAGGGUCUGGAAGCGGAGGCUGCCCUGACGCGACAGGGCUGCUGCAAGGGACUGUCCCUCCUCCAAGCCCACGAGUACAUGGAGGAGCUGGUGCAUCUGUCGUACGCGGACGAGGUGGCCAAGGUGCGACAGCAAGCCAAAGAAGCGCUCUUCUCUUUUGGCGAGGACGGCCGAAGGGAGUUCCAACAGUCCCAACUGGUCGUGCACGGAUUCCAAGGUCUCACCGUCAAGUAAAAACGACAAGGAGAAAAAAAAAAGAAAGCUAAACCGAAGACGAAAAUGUACCACGAACAAAAACGCCCCUUCGCAACGUCUCCCUGGCAUCUCCCCCGGGGUUUGUAGCGACGCAUUAGUCGGGUACUUCUGAACCAAAAAACAGGAGUCGGAUUUAGCGUGUAGCCAAAACUAGCCGAGACAGAUAGCAACCAAUUCCCCGAGUCUAACGUCAAGCCCACUUCGCCAACGUACGGUGGACCUUUCCGUUUUUCUUUCCCCUCCACAUAUCCACCACUUUGCAGUUCCUAAAAGUUGGACUUGUUUUCUAUUUGCCCUUUGUGUAUAUAUUAUUUUUAGCUAGGGGUUAGCAUUGUUUUCUUUGUGAUAGUGUGGAAAAAAAAUCUUUUUUUCUGCAAAAUCUUUUUAAUGUUUUUUUGUUUUUUUGUUUUCAUCUUUAUAAAUGGUGACAGGUUAAGAACCAUGUAAGAUGGUCUGCCUCAAGCACAAGCUAUCUGCCGUUGGUAACCCUUUGUCGUGCUCACAACCAAGGCCCGGCAUGAAGGCAAAGAAUACGUAUUGGAGGCAGAGCUUCUGCUGGGUUCAUAGCCUGUCACUGACUCUACUGAGCAAUUCAAUCGCUUUAGAAAAAAAUAGGGGUACCUCUCUACAUGAGUGUAUGCUUCUUUCGUCAUAAAUGAUUUUUUUUUUGUCCCACAUUUGCAUGCAUCGUGUGUCGGUGCUGUGCACAAAAGAGCCGUUUCAUACUUUGCAGUAGAGCCGUUUAUCGCAAUUUCUCUGUCGGCAAGACCUGAUGCUACGUACGUAACUUAUCUACCGAUGAAGUCCCUUUGCGGACGUGAUAAUAACCACGAGCUUCUUCAACAAGCGUGCCAUUGCCGUGGGCAAACUUGAGUGCAAUUCCCUCGGAACUUCCAUAGUAAAGUUCGAAUGGAGAUAUCUGCAGCAACGGAGGACAUAUCGCUGUCUAGUCAAAUGGAUUUAGCCUUUCAAUAUCAUUCCAGAUAUAUAUACAUAUGUAUGUGAAAGGAAAGCUUGUUGCUUUUUAAACUUUGGCUCAAGUUUGGAUUUUAUUUCCUUGUUUGUUUUCCUGCGGAAAUUGAUUUUAGAGUUGGCUUUCCGUCGUUUUGAUUUUUUUGUUGCAGCUACAAUGUAAACACUUGCCAAAUUUCUUUUUGCAAGAUUGAAAACAAAUAAUGAAUGCAGAUUUUUAAAUAAAAAAAAAGAAGUUGGUGCAUGUACGAAAAA
Molecule: messenger RNA, 4486 nt
Organism: Ixodes scapularis (black-legged tick)
Lineage: Eukaryota; Metazoa; Arthropoda; Arachnida; Ixodida; Ixodidae
Product: rho family-interacting cell polarization regulator 2
Exons: 21
Coding region: 164-3238 (1024 amino acids)
Source: RefSeq, a predicted model, not a curated record